Paramecium tetraurelia is the source of this 1771-nucleotide messenger RNA. RefSeq lists its product as uncharacterized. NCBI's taxonomy places the organism in Eukaryota, Ciliophora, Oligohymenophorea, Peniculida, Parameciidae. The record is from RefSeq and is a predicted model, not a curated record. Gene Ontology annotation, biological process: phospholipid biosynthetic process. The transcript has 9 exons. Gene Ontology annotation, cellular component: endoplasmic reticulum membrane. Gene Ontology annotation, molecular function: glycerone-phosphate O-acyltransferase activity; glycerol-3-phosphate O-acyltransferase activity.
AUGGCUUACGAAUUCGCAAAGUUAUUCUCAAAAGUUGUUACCCAUACAUUUUUUAGAGAUAUCGAAGUGAUUGGAUAAGAAAAUAUUCCAAAAGAUGGUCCAAUCCUACUCUAUGGAAAUCAUAACAAUCAAUUCAUUGAUCCAUUAUUAAUUAUCUCCAACAUGACAAGAAAGAUCAAUUUCAUUGCAGCAGCCAAAAGCAUGAGAAAGCCAAUUAUUGGAGACAUUGGUAAAGCUCUAGGUGGAAUCCCAGUUGAAAGACCAUAAGAUCUGGCCAAAAUAGGAAGUGGAAUUUUAAAGAAGUAUGAUGGAACUUAUUUGUUUGCAGAAAAUUCUCAAUUUACCAAACAAUGCCAAAUACAUGAUUCAAUACUUAUACAAGGAAUUGACACUAUUAUACUUAUUGUUGAAAUUAUUAGCGACACUAAAAUUAAAGUUCAAUGUGAAGAUCCAAGUUAACUUCAUGUCAAAGAUAACAAAUACAAAAUACAACCAAAAGUAGAUUAAUCAAUGAUGUUUGAACAAGUUUGGCUAGCUUUGAAACAAGGAAAAUGCAUAGGAAUAUUCCCAGAAGGAGGAUCACAUGAUAAUACUACCUUAUUACCCUUGAAACCAGGAAUCUGCAUUAUGGCUCUAGGAGCUAGUUAAAAAUAUUAAACCAAAGUUAAAUUAUAACCAGUUGGAUUAAACUAUUUCAAAGGACACAAAUUCAGAUCCAAAGUUAUUGUAGAAUUUGGAGUUCCUUAUGAAAUCAGCUAAUAAUUGAUUGAUACUUAUGCUAUCAAUAAAAGACAAGCAAUAAGUAAAUUAUUACUGGAAAUAGAAUAAUAACUAAAAUCAGUAACCAUACAAGCUCCAAGUUAUUCCCAUUUAUCAGCAGUUAUUAUAGGAAGAUCUCUAUAUUUACCUGAUAGAACAAGACUUUCUCCUCAAGAUCUUCUUUAGCUUACAAAAAGGUUUUUAUAAGCGUUUUACAAGUUAAAAGAACAUCCCGAAGUCAAUUAGGUGUUGACUGAAAUCAAACUUUACAAUUAUAAGCUUAAAGCCUUAGGUGUAAGAGAUUGGGAAGUUAUGAGAAUGCAGAAGAGAAUCUAUUUGGAUCUUUAGAUAAUUGGAUUUAAUAUUUUCAUGACAAUACUCUGUUUGCUCUUUGCAUUUCCUGGAUAUAUCAUGACCAUUCCAAUAACCAUUAUCUUGAAUAUGUAUGCAGAGAAAGAAAGGAAGAGUGCUUUGGCUGGAUCUAAAGUUAAGAUAUCUGGUAAGGAUGUCGUUGCCUCAUUUAAAGUAUUGGCAUCCAUAAUAAUCGUUCCUAUUUCAGUCUUCAUUUACACAGUUCUAUUUUAUUUAUGGCUGACUGUUUAUAAGAUAGUAGAUGAAGAGCUUACUUUUAGAUACACUAUAAUCUUUCUAUUGAUGUGGCCCAUUUACAUCACUGCCAUGAUUCGCUCUAAUGAUGGAUUAAUAAGACAUGCAAGAAAGGUGAAUAGUUAAAUCUUAUUCUAUCUAUAUGAGAAUAAGUAUAGAAAAUUAAAGAUACAAAGAGAGGAAUUGUAAAAUAAGAUUAGAAGAUUGGUUGAUGCUUUUGGAGAAGAAGUCAUUUAGGAUUUCAAUCAAAAUAGAAUUGUUCAAAAGAGCUAAUUAGUAUCACCGAAAUCAGUAGCUGAAUUGGAUAUUUAGAAUGUAUUUGAGUCUCUUUAAGAGUUGGGAAUUUGAUUCAUUUAAUAUUUAUACAUUUAAACAAAUCCAUAAGAGAAUUAGUAUUAUUUUAUUU